AUGCUUUUGAAAUCCUUUGGAGAUACCUUUCAGAGCGAUCAAACCACACAAAAGCUCGAAGAUCUUCUUUCCCGCCUCGAACAAGAACGUCUCAAGAUUGAUGCCUUCAAGCGCGAGCUUCCCCUUUGCAUGCAGCUCCUUAACAAUGCUGUGGAAGUCUACAAACAGCAACUAGAAGCAUAUAGAGCAAAUAGUAACAAAAAUAACCAAAGUGUUGCCACAAGACCGGUUCUUGAAGAGUUCAUACCCUUAAGGAAUCAACCGGAAAAGGCAAACAACAAAGGGAACAAUUGGAUGACGACUGCUCAGCUUUGGAGCCAACCUGAAACCAAACCGAAAAACAUUGAUUCAACUACUGAUCAAUCUCUUCCAAAAGACGAGAUUGCUACUAGUCCGAAACUCGGACAUUUUGAUGCGAAACAAAGAAAUGGUGGUGGCGCUUUUCUUCCUUUCUCUAAGGAACAAUCUCUGCCUGAAUUAGCUUUAUCUACGGAGGUCAAGAGAAUAUCUCCGACCAACGAACAUACUAAUGACCAAGACGGCAAUGAUGAGAGCAUGAUCAAUAAUGGUAAUAACAAUAACAAUAAUAAUAACAAUUCGAAUAGCAAUGGAGUUUCUUCUACAACGAGUCAAAGUAAUAGAAAGGCACGGCGUUGCUGGUCGCCGGAUUUGCACCGGAGAUUUGUCCAAGCGCUUCAAAUGCUCGGUGGUUCGCAAGUGGCUACACCGAAACAGAUAAGGGAACUUAUGAAAGUUGAUGGUUUGACCAACGAUGAAGUCAAAAGUCAUCUCCAGAAGUAUCGGCUUCACACAAGAAGACCAAGCCCAAGCCCACAAACAUCAGGUGGUCCUGGUCCUCAUUUGGUGGUCCUAGGUGGCAUAUGGGUCCCACCAGAGUACACCACCGCACACGGUGGCACUCCGACUCUCUACCACCACCAAGUCCACCACCACCACCCUACCGGAGCGGCUCAGCCUCCACCGCACUUUUGCUCCUCUCAAGAAUUCUACACAACUCCACCUUCGUCGCAGCCGCUCCACCAGCACCACUUCCAGACGUUUAACGGCUCAUCCGGAGCUGGCACUGCCUCAACCGAUUCAGCUCAUCGCCAGUUAACGGACAUGGCAGCUGAUGAAGAGAAGUCGUCCGAGAGUGGCGGUGGAGAAAGAAAAGGGUUGGCUGCUCUUAGGGAAGAAGGUGAAGAUCAGAGCAAUGUUAAUGGAAGUGAAAUAACUCUCAAAUUUUAA
Molecule: messenger RNA, 1248 nt
Organism: Microthlaspi erraticum
Lineage: Eukaryota; Viridiplantae; Streptophyta; Magnoliopsida; Brassicales; Brassicaceae
Source: the annotation of a GenBank genome assembly